AUGAGCAUCCACCAGACUUCGCCUUCCAGUAAGGUGCUUUCCACCUCACGUCGUCCCUGGCUGCUGCUAGCAGGACUGUGUUCCCAGCUUCUUUUUGGAGAACAUGAGCUUGUCAGCGCGCAGAAAGAUUCAUGGGAUCCCAAUGGCAAGUUCCCGUCUCCAACUCUGCUCAUGGAUGCAACCACCGAGCAGACGAAUUUCUGCAAACCACGUCAUCUAGACUUGAUGCGUAGUAAACCAGUGCCCACGAACGCUUGGUGGGCAAACCUCGUCACGUGUGAUAGCACAACGAAUGCCACUGGACCCAUCUGGCCGAACCCGUUUGCAGUCAAUGUUGAGGACUCGGGCGCGUACGGUUUCUCACUCAGCUAUCCGUACCGCAACAGAUUCUUCGGUGGAGUCACGGACGGUGUAGCCAAGUACUAUGCGCACCCGAAGCGCAACGAAAUCAUAUUAACCGCUUACGAGUUCGCGACGUCGAUCCCGGAUAUGCAGGUUACCAACUGGACGGACUUGGGUGUCACCGUUCAGCUCCAGGCGCCAUCAUCGUCGGGUACCUUGAAAUCCAGCAUGGUGAGUGGUAUGGCAUACUUCACCGCCACGUACCAAGGUCUCACCCCCGAGAUUCUCUUUGAAGCUCCCAUUGCAACCAUCAAUGGAGCCUCAGUCAAUGUUGGGACUCGCUACUCUGGAACGAAAUUCAACGUCCUGGCGGUGAGUGGCCAACAGUGGUGGAUCCACGUGUACCCGUCUUCCUCGCAGUCAAACGGCAUCCAACUCAAUCUUGCGACUAGUAUGAUCCUACAAGGUUUGUCCUCGUUCAACGGGGUGAUCCGAGUCUCCGCUAUUCUUGAUUCCACGCAAUCGAAUGCACAGGACACGUACAGUAGCUGUAUUGUCACUGGAGGAGAUGUGGAGAUCACCAAUGACUCGAAAUACUCGUUCAAAUGGAAGACCGACGGCGACUGCUCCAAAGGGCUAUUCCACUAUGCUUUAGACCACCACACCAAGACCUUAACUGCCGCUAGCGUCACUGAAGUGGUUAACACCUCCAUGUACUCGGCCACUAGAGGUCUCAUGAAGGGGUUUGUCACGGUGGUAUCUCCGCCUGCUUGGAGCUUCUACGAGUCUCGAAACAUUCCCGUGACGCAUUAUCCAAGAUCUCGGUUGACGAAAGCUGCAGCGCUACAGCAAGAUCUGUUCACGAAGCUGCGUGCAGAUAUUCAGAGUAUCUGGACUGUGGCAACUGACGGGAGCUACUACUUCACGGGCAAAAUGGUGCAGCAAUACGCUUCAUUAUGCCUGAUGGCCAACGACCUGGUGAUUGUUGGCACGGAUGUGUCACUUUUGCGUCGCUGUGUGACCAAAUUGGAGAGUGCUAUAACUCCAUUCCUCGACAAUAGCUGGAAGUACAAGCUCAAAUACGAUGCUGUCAUGGGUGGCGUUGUGAGCACCGAGGGGUUCGUGACGGGGGAUAUGAACGCCGACUUUGGCAAUACUAUAUACAACGAUCACCACUACCACUACGGCUACUGGGUGCACAUGGCUUCGGUGAUAAAUUACUUGCAUCCGACGUGGACGCGUAUCGGAGAGCUGAACAAUAUGACGAGGUUACUGCUGCGUGACGUUGCCAAUCCUUCGCGUGAGGACCCGUACUUCCCCAAAUUCCGCGGUUUCGACUGGUUUCGUGGACACUCGUACUCGCACGGCAUGACUUCACUAGGAGAUGGCAAGGACGAAGAAUCUACGUCCGAGGAUAUCAACCUCGCGUACAGCAUGGCGCUGUUUGGUCAGACAACAAAGCACACGCGCAUGAAGGACAUCGGUCGUCUCAUGACUAAGGUCAACGCGCGCUCCAUUCAGACGUAUUUCCUGUUUGACAGCACGAACACCAUCCACCCCGCAGCUUAUCGUUCCCGUAUGGUGCCUGGAAUUCUGUUUGACAACAAGGCUGACUACGCGACGUGGUUCUCCGCAGACGAGUACAUGAUCCACGGCAUUCAAAUGCUACCGGUGACCCCAGUCACGGAAUACGUGCGGACGUCGACUUUCGUCCAAGAAGAAUGGGACAACAUCUUGUCCAAGUUGGACAUUGUGAAGAACGACGAGCUCUCUAACUCGUGGUUAUCGCUCUUGUACCUCAGCUACGCACGGGUGAAUAAGGCACAGGCGCUGGUCAAGCUCAACCAAUGCACCGCCAUGAUGAACGGCCUCUCGCGCUCCUGGGCGCUCUACAUAGCUGCGCAAUACUAAACGUGGCAUCUAAGUCGGUGCAUAAUUACCUGUCAGAAGAUCGCUGCUCAAAAUCAUUUCUGC
Messenger RNA from Phytophthora nicotianae INRA-310, 2316 nucleotides. RefSeq lists its product as hypothetical. The record is from RefSeq and is a predicted model, not a curated record. The coding region runs from base 1 to 2253 and encodes 750 amino acids. Gene Ontology annotation, molecular function: endo-1,3(4)-beta-glucanase activity. Lineage: Eukaryota; Oomycota; Peronosporomycetes; Peronosporales; Peronosporaceae. The transcript has a single exon.